This is a messenger RNA of Castor canadensis (American beaver), 1604 nucleotides long. NCBI's taxonomy places the organism in Eukaryota, Metazoa, Chordata, Mammalia, Rodentia, Castoridae. The record is from RefSeq and is a predicted model, not a curated record.
ACUGCUGUUUCAGGACCGGAUCUGGAAUUUAGUAUGCAUGAUGGGACAAUUAGAGACUUGGCAUUUAUGGAAGGCCCAGAAAGCGGCGGAGCUAUUUUAAUAAGUGCCGGAGCAGGGGACUGUAACAUUUAUACAACAGAUUGUCAAAGGGGACAGGGCCUCCAUGCUCUGAGUGGACAUACUGGGCAUAUUUUGGCACUUUAUACCUGGAGUGGCUGGAUGAUUGCAUCUGGUUCCCAAGAUAAGACUGUUAGAUUCUGGGAUCUUCGAGUGCCAAGCUGUGUUCGUGUUGUUGGCACAACAUUUCAUGGAACUGGCAGUGCAGUGGCAUCUGUAGCUGUAGAUCGUGGACGUCUCUUAGCAACAGGUCAAGAAGAUUCUAGCUGCAUGUUGUAUGACAUAAGAGGAGGAAGAAUGGUGCAAAGUUAUCACCCUCAUUCCAGUGAUGUUCGCUCUGUUCGAUUUUCCCCUGGCGCUCACUACUUGCUAACAGGCUCUUAUGAUAUGAAAAUAAAGGUGACAGACUUACAAGGGGACCUCACUAAGCAGCUUCCUAUCAUGGUGGUAGGGGAACAUAAGGACAAAGUGAUUCAGUGCAGAUGGCACACCCAGGACCUUUCCUUCCUGUCAUCCUCUGCAGACAGAACUGUGACCCUGUGGACUUACAAUGGCUAGAGUACACCCUGGUUAGUCUCUGCAGUGAAAGCACAGAGACUUAAGACUACUGAAUUGUGAGAAUGGAAGAGCACAGAUGUCCACGGAAGUGGUUUAGAAGAAGCAAACUCCUUGUUACCGUGUAUCCUGUUGAUAGGAGGUGCUGGGUGGUGGUGUUCCGCAGUGUUUUCAGUCUCCAUGUGAGCUCCUGCUUCCGUAUUCUUCUUGCCAAAGUCUUUGGAAGAGCUCUUAUGUUGGCGUGCACGCCAAGUCAAGGUGGACUGUCUGUCCACGGUUUAUUGUUAAAUGCACCCCUUGGUCUUUGCCCAAAUAACAGUUUUAUAUACACAUUGAAACUGAAUUAUACUUCAAGUAUAUUGUUACACAUAAUGCAACUAAGUUUUACCAAGAUUGAACAUAGGUGUUCAGAAAUUACUUUGCUCUUCUCACAGCCCCAUAUUGUAUCAUUUGUCUUCUAGAGGCCAGAAUUUGGUAUGUCUCAAAAUUUACAUUGUCAUUUUCACUUAAGGAUCAUUAAGGAGUUUAAAGAUGAAUAGAAAACUGCUUCUUAGUUCAUUAGGUAGUAUAGGCCUUUUCUUUUUAUUAAACCCAGGGAUAUGGUUACUAUUCUGUCACAUAAUUUUGUUUCAGGCAAAAGAUAAAGUGCUUGCUUCAGUUUUUGAGUGCAGCGAGAGACCUCCCUCGUAAGCUGUACUGUAGAAGCAGAGCAGCAGCAGUGUGGGUGCAGUAUUUGAUGGUACUUAUCCUACUGGCUAGUGUUUUCCUCUUAAAAUUAAAAACUUUGCCAUAGACUAUAGCAUGGCUUGAAAUGCUAUGUCUGCAUGAUAAUUUAAAAUGAAAAAUUUAAACUUUGCACUCCAAGAGUUUAUUUGGAUUUUUUUCUUGCACUGUUUUGUGUAAUGCAGAUUAAUGAUCUUGUUGGUAUGGCA